Messenger RNA from Anthonomus grandis grandis, 1185 nucleotides. RefSeq names its product aurora kinase B-like. The coding region runs from base 109 to 1038 and encodes 309 amino acids. The transcript has 6 exons. Gene Ontology annotation, cellular component: spindle pole centrosome; spindle midzone; chromosome passenger complex. NCBI's taxonomy places the organism in Eukaryota, Metazoa, Arthropoda, Insecta, Coleoptera, Curculionidae. Gene Ontology annotation, biological process: protein phosphorylation; mitotic spindle organization; regulation of cytokinesis. Gene Ontology annotation, molecular function: protein kinase activity; ATP binding. The record is from RefSeq and is a predicted model, not a curated record.
GCCAAUUUUGACUCUGACACAAAUUUAAAAACGACGGUUAAAGCUUAAAGCAAGCAAACAAAAGAAAAUAUUUUAAAAGUUCAAAUUUUUAAAUAAAAUCACCUUAACAUGUCGAAAAUGCGAAACACCGAGGAGCUCGUCGAGAGACACUUAAAAACUAUAAAAAUUCCGGUUGGUUUCGAGGAAAACACCAAGAAAAUGGUCACAAACAUGAUAUCACAUCCAGCAUUUAACAAUCCAGAGUAUAAAUGGUCGCUUAAUAACUUCGAACUUGGUAGAAGAUUGGGUAGAGGAAAAUUCGGAAGAGUUUACCUUGCUAGAGAGAAGAGAACUGGAUUUCUGGUUGCCUUAAAAACAUUGAUAAAAAAAGAGAUUGUGGAAGGCAGGGUUGAAAGGCAAACAAUGAGAGAAAUUGAAAUUCAAAGCCAUUUAAAACAUCCAAAUGUUCUUCAGAUGCUGGCAUGGUUUCAUGAUUCUCACAGAAUUUAUUUGGUGUUGGAAUAUGCUGGCAAAGGUGAACUCUACACUCAUUUACAAAAUUCCCCCAAUGGUAGAUUUAAUGAACAUUUGUCAGCAAAGUAUGUUUAUCAGGUCGCAGAUGCUCUAGAUUAUUGCCAUCAAAACUCUGUGAUCCACAGAGAUAUAAAACCAGAAAAUUUGCUCUUAACUGUUUCUGGUGACAUUAAAUUAGCUGACUUUGGUUGGUCUGUGCAUGCCCCUUCCUUAUUACGGAAAACUAUGUGUGGAACUUUGGAUUAUUUGCCUCCAGAGAUGGUUGAUGGGAGAAAAUACAGACAUACGGUUGAUAAUUGGUGUUUGGGUAUUCUUUGCUAUGAAUUUCUUCAUGGUGUUCCUCCAUUUGAAUCAAAAUUACAAGAGGAAACUUACAAACGUAUUAGGGAAAGGGAUCUCCAUUUCAAAGAAUUCAUUUCUGAGGGAGCCAAAGAUUUAAUCCUUAAGUUGCUUGUCCUUAAAGGCGAAGACCGAAUUUCACUAAAAGACGUGAUGAAACAUCCUUGGGUGGUAAAAAACAAAUAAUUUUAGGAUAAAUGUUUCAGUGUUUUUGUGUCUUAUAAUUAAUUAGAAGGUGUAACCGUUAUUUAUUCAUUGACCAAAUACAAAUUAUGUUUUAUGUUACUGUUUCGACAUAUUUUUAAUAAAAAUGCAGGCUUAUAUUAAAAGGCA